Molecule: messenger RNA, 906 nt
Organism: Cladocopium goreaui
Lineage: Eukaryota; Dinophyceae; Suessiales; Symbiodiniaceae
Source: the annotation of a GenBank genome assembly
AUGCUUCCGCCCUACGUUUUGCCAACCGCAGCUGCCCCGCGUUUGGCGCCACGGGUGUCGCUCAGCGCGGUUUCGCCGGCCGUGCGCGUGGCGAAUGCGGUGCCGCGGAGGGGGUGGCAGAUUGGAUGGCUGGCUGCGCUCUGUGGCUGGGGCAGGGGCCAAAGGGCCGUGGCAGCGCCAAAGAAGGUUGUCAAGAUUCACAGCGUCGACCAAGAAGUGGAGAUUCCCAAGGCCAAGGUGGAUACUCCCGUGGCCAAAUCUCUAGAGAAGUUCACCUACCCAACCAGAUGGCCCUAUGGUGAGCGCGAUUUCUUCCGCCUGGACCGUUCCGAUGACGCAGAAUUCUAUGCGGAGCCAAAGUUGGUGAAGCAUUUGGACGACCAAACGCUGAAGGUGCUGACGGAGUUCUAUGCUGUGGUCUUCCCAAAAGACCGGGAGUUUUCGGCCUUGGACGUGUGUUCUUCGUGGAUCUCGCAUUACCCGCAGACGCCGAAACCUGUGCGGCUGGCAAUCACUGGGAUGAAUGCAGAAGAGUUGAAGGCGAAUGUCCAAGCGACCGACUGGACAGUGCAAGAUCUGAAUUUGGAUCCCAAGUUGCCAUAUGGAGAUGCUGAGUUCGAUGUGGUGACCAACACCGUCUCAGUGGAUUAUCUCACAAAGCCGCUGGAGGUCUUCCGGGAAGUUGGCCGUGUGCUUCGUCCAGGAGGCCUUGCAGUAGUGGCUUUUUCGAAUCGAUGUUUUCUUUCAAAAUUGGUGGCCAUUUGGAGCGUGGGGGACCCCGACGAUCGGGUGGAGGUGGCCGCCAACUACUUCCAUUUCGCGGACUGCUUCAAGGACGCUGAAGCCGUGGAUUUGUCUCCUCCCAACGCAGAUCCACUGUUUGUGGUGACUGCGGUGCGCAAAUAA